AUGGCGUCCGAACUCCCCGCCGCUGUUGAGGCACUCACGCUCCAGUCUACUACACAGACAUCGAAAUACCCAGGAUGCUUCCCCACUUUGAACCCCAUGGACAUCUAUCGUGAGCACAUUGCCGACAAGCUGAGCGAGGCCACUGGCAUCGAUGCCGAGAAGAUUUAUACCCGCCUCGCGUGGACAAAUACUUUGGACAAAGGCGACCUUGCGCUGCCGGUUGCCGCCCUCCAAAUCAAGAAGAAGCCCCAGGAGCUUGCCGAAGAGCUUGCCUCCAAAUUCCCCGAGUCCGACCUGAUCUUCCCUCCCAAGGCCAACGGCCCCCAUGUCCAAUUCUUCUGCAAGCCCGAGCCUCUUACCAAGACUGUCAUCAGCCGCAUUCUGUCCGAGAAGCAAGCGUUUGGUACAAACGGCAACCUGGGACUGAAGGACCCCUCCGACCCGUCGAAGGGUCGCAAGCGCAUUAUUCUCGAAUUUUCCUCUCCCAACAUUGCUAAGCCUUUCCACGCUGGCCACUUGCGCAGUACCAUCAUUGGCGGUUUCCUCGCCAACAUCUACACUAUCGUUGGAUGGGAUGUCAUUAAGAUGAACUACCUGGGAGACUGGGGCAAACAAUACGGUCUCCUGGCUAAUGGCUUCAAAUACUUUGGCGACGAGGAGGCUUUAACCAAGGACCCUAUCAACCACCUCUUCAACGUCUACGUCAAAGUCAAUGAGAUCGUCCGCGAACAGGAAGGUCCUAUCAAGGAGCUCAAGGAUGAGAUCAAGACCAAGAAGGAGAAGGGCGAGGAUGUCUCCGCCCAGGAAGCCAAGCUCGCUGAGCUAGUGGACGCUAGUGAGGAUGAGAAAGCCCGCCGAUACUUCAAGAGCAUGGAAGACGGUGACCCAGAUGCCCUUGCCCUCUGGCGCCGCUUCCGUGAGCUCAGUAUUGCCAAGUACAAGCAAACAUACGCUCGCCUGAACAUUGACUUCGAUGUGUACUCUGGCGAGUCGCAGGUCAAGAAGGAGAGCAUGGAGAAUGCAUACAAGGCCAUGGAGAAGGCCGGCGUGGCCGAAUCUUCCGAGGGAGCUGUGAUUGCCGACUUCACCAAGUUUGGUGCCAAGAAGCUUGGGAAGGCCAUCAUCAUCCGUAAGGAUGGAACCCCGCUCUACCUCACCCGAGAUAUUGGUGCUAUCAUCGAGCGUGACGAUGAGUACCACUUCGAUAAAAUGAUCUACGUUGUCGCUUCUCAGCAAGAUCUUCACCUGGCUCAGCUCUUCAAGAUUACUGAGCUGUCUGGCCGCAAGGACCUCUCAGACCGCUGCCAACACAUCAACUUCGGCAUGGUGAAGGGUAUGAGUACCCGAAAAGGAACCGUCAAAUUCCUGGACGAUGUGUUGCAAGAUGUCGGCGAGAAGAUGCACGAGGUCAUGAAGAAGAACGAGGCCAAGUACGAGCAGGUUGAGAACCCCGAGAAGACUGCCGAUAUCCUGGGAAUCACUGCCGUUAUGGUUCAAGACAUGACUGGCAAGCGGAUCAACGGAUAUGACUUCAACCUCGAUGCCAUGACCUCCUUCGAAGGUGACACCGGCCCCUACCUCCAAUACGCCCACGCUCGUCUCCGUUCGAUUACCCGCAAGGCCGGUAUCGACGAGAGCGAGCUGAUCUCCGCCAUCCUCGACCUCCUCACCGAGAAGCACGCUGUUGACCUGGUCCGCCUCUUGGCCACCUGGCCCGACGUUGUUCUCAACACCUACAAGACUCUUGAGCCCAUCACUGUCCUGAGUUACCUUUUCCGUAUGACCCACAUGCUUAGCUCGAGCUACGAUGUCCUGAAGGUCAUUGGCAGCGAGCCAGAGACCAUGAAGGCCCGUCUGGCUCUGUAUACCGCCGCGCGCCAGGUUUUGUUCAACGGCAUGCGCGUCCUGGGUCUUACUCCCGUCGAGCGGUUCGUCUCCCAAUCCCUCACUGGUAUCGGUUGA
Penicillium chermesinum is the source of this 1962-nucleotide messenger RNA. RefSeq names its product arginine--tRNA ligase. Gene Ontology annotation, molecular function: arginine-tRNA ligase activity; ATP binding. Gene Ontology annotation, biological process: arginyl-tRNA aminoacylation; mitochondrial translation. The transcript has 3 exons. The record is from RefSeq and is a predicted model, not a curated record. The coding region runs from base 1 to 1962 and encodes 653 amino acids. Gene Ontology annotation, cellular component: cytoplasm; mitochondrion. NCBI's taxonomy places the organism in Eukaryota, Fungi, Ascomycota, Eurotiomycetes, Eurotiales, Aspergillaceae.